This is a messenger RNA of Pungitius pungitius (ninespine stickleback), 2230 nucleotides long. It is a transcript of the gene opn9, whose product is annotated as opsin 9. The transcript is spliced from 9 exons. Bases 166 to 1563 code for a protein of 465 amino acids. Gene Ontology annotation, molecular function: G protein-coupled photoreceptor activity. The record is from RefSeq and is a predicted model, not a curated record. Gene Ontology annotation, cellular component: plasma membrane. NCBI's taxonomy places the organism in Eukaryota, Metazoa, Chordata, Actinopteri, Perciformes, Gasterosteidae. Gene Ontology annotation, biological process: phototransduction; G protein-coupled receptor signaling pathway; cellular response to light stimulus.
CAACAGGGAAGCGUCUCUUCAGAGAAAUCCCACGAUGACUGAGUAGAAAUAUUGGAUCUCUGCCAUAAGAAGGAUCUGAGAAAGCAAACCGGUUGAAGUGGCUCCCCGAGGCUCCAGGUGUUGCCUCCUCUUUUGCAUACUGCUGUCGGUCAGUGCAGUGCAUCCAUGGGGGAGAAUGGCUCGCAGAGGGGCUCCUGGUUCGUCCCCUCCUACAUCCACCCGCUCUUCCUCUCCCGGCUGUCCCCCUCUGCUGACAUGGCCAUCGGCGUCUUCCUCGUCUUCACGGUUGUUGUCUCAGUGCUGGGCAAUGGAGUGGCGUUAAUGGUCUACUGCAGGAGACGAAAGAAGCUCAGACCUCCAGAGCUCAUGAUUAUCAACCUGGCCCUCUGCGACUUCGGGUUCAGCCUUCUGGGAGGGCCAUUUUUCAUCAUUUCCAGCCUGUGUCAUGCGUGGGUCUUUGGGGAGACAGGGUGCCUCUGGUAUGGCAUUCAGGGCUUUGUGUUCGGCAUCGGUUCCCUGCUCACCACCUGUCUCAUUUCUCUGGACCGUUGCUUGAAGAUCUGCUGCCUAAGAUACGGUCAAUGGAUUGAGAGACGCCAUGUAACUCUGUCCAUAGUGCUGGUGUGGGUUUACACCUUGUUCUGGGCCUUACUGCCUGCUUUUGGCUUUGGAAGUUAUGGACCAGAACCUUAUGGGACAAGCUGCACCAUAAACUGGUGGAGCAUGAGGUCGUCUCUAUAUGACAGGAUCUACAUUUUACUCAUCCUGAUAUUAUGCUUUGGAAUUCCAACACUCACCAUCGUUGCCUCAUAUUUGGCCAUCCUUCUGACGGUCCACAGAUCUAAACGCACUCUGGCAUCCAUACCGUCCUCUUCUGUCACUCACAGUGGCAAAGAACUCAGACUUACAAAGAUAGCUGCUGUGGUGUGCACCACCUUCCUCCUGGCCUGGAUGCCCUAUGCCGCCGUGUCUCUGUUCUCCGUACUCCUUCCCAGAGACGACCAAGAGGCAUCUCUGCAGACUGUGGCGGCGGAGUCGAUUGAGAUGACCUCCAGCUCCCCGAGGGCGCCAAAGGUCCUUGAUAUCCCCUCACUGCUCAACUGGACCGCUGCCGAAUAUUACCGACAAAUCUACUACAGUCCCGAGAAAAAGUGGGGCAAUGUGAAUAACAUGAAUUCAGCCUCCAUCCCUGGCCUGAGCGACGCCACGUUGGGGUCCCCCCUCGACAGAGAGGCCGAGCCAAUGAGCGAGAGCCCCCAGCCGUCCUCCUCCCUCCCACCCGUAGUCACCUUGAUCCCCGUUUUGUUUGCCAAGUCCCACUGCAUGAUCAACCCAAUAAUCUACCAGAUCAUGAACAGGGAGUUCAGGAAUGACAUCUAUGCAAUGUUUUUUGGACAAGAGAAGGCGAAGAGAAGGCGAAUGCAGGGGAGGAAGGAAAGCUGUGACAGGAGCAUCAGCGUCUCCGAUGGCCCCAGCUGGAAGAGGAGAAGGAGCCGUGUCCCUGUCUGUGGAAAGAAAAAAGAGAAAUCUGAAGAAAGAGAAGAACCGGGGGAAUUAGAGUGAGAGCGAUGCGUUGGGUUCUGCCUCUUUGGACCCUGAAGGCUGCACACAGAGACGCUGCAGCAUUGGGGGACACAGAAGGGCAGAUCUGAAAUAUGAGAUAUAUAAUAGAAUAUAGAAAUAUAAUAAUAAUAACAUAUUUAUGAAAAUGUUGUCUUUCUUUCCUUGAUGUCUUAGCCCUGCAACAGAUUUGCUGCAACAGAUGUUGUUACCAUGACAAUUUUGAGAAAUGUUAUGUACAAAUCGGGGUAUAUUUAUUCUUACAUUUUACUCCCUUAAUUGAACACCGAACACCUUCCAUGGUCUUUCCUCACAAGACGAGUUAUUUAUCAAAUACCCAUUUUGUGAAGUGAAAUUAUGAAUUAAUGAAUUACUGCUAAAUAGUCUAAGCGUCCAUUCCUAAAUCGCAGGGUAAUUCAUACGUUUUCUUUUGUGUUUGAACAUUUUAUUAUUAUUACUGUUUUAUUUAAUCAUUCAUUGUUUGACUCCCAGUUGCAUUGAACUCAUGAACUAAUUAUUGAGUGAAACCAAAGGCAACAACAACAACAACAACAACAAUAAAGCUUUGUGCUGCACAGAAAACAAGCAGCUGAUGGACCAGCGCGUCUCUAGUCGAGUGUUUACGGUAACAGCUGCUCCUCCAACCCCGCAGCACCGCGCCGCUCCUGCC